AUGAUAAGGUUAUCUACAGUUUUAAUACCAGGCAAUAAUGUUGGACUGGAGACAAGAGUCCCAUGGCGGACAUGGAACCCAAUCAAUAACAAGAAGUAUGAGACUCUGUCCUACCUUCCUCCACUUUCUGAUGAUUCAAUUGCCAAGGAGAUUGACUACAUGAUCAAAAAGGAGUGGAUCCCGUGCCUUGAAUUCGAUGAGGUGGGGCAUGUGCAUAGAGAGAAUAGCCGGAUGCCAGGAUACUAUGAUGGGAGAUACUGGACAAUGUGGAAGCUCCCCAUGUUUGGAUGCAAUGACUCGUCUCAAGUGCUCAGUGAAAUCCAUGAAUGCAAAAAAGCAUACCCAAAUGCUUAUAUUCGGUGCUUAGCAUUUGAUAACAAGCACCAGGGUCAGUGCAUGUCCUUCAUCAUUCAAAAGCCUAACAUCACCACCACCCCCUAAGCCCUUUCACAUUUGGAUCUCUGUUGGAGAACCUAGUUUUUGCUGUCUAGUGAUGUCUUUUAUUUGUUUCCUAUUCUGUUAUGCACAUUAGAUGGGUGGAUGUCUGUUUGGUUUGCUAGUGGAGAGAUACACCUAAUGAAAUAAGCUAUAUAUGCUUGAAUUAUUAGUUCUU
This is a messenger RNA of Hevea brasiliensis (rubber tree), 613 nucleotides long. RefSeq names its product ribulose bisphosphate carboxylase small subunit, chloroplastic 3-like. The transcript has 4 exons. The record is from RefSeq and is a predicted model, not a curated record. NCBI's taxonomy places the organism in Eukaryota, Viridiplantae, Streptophyta, Magnoliopsida, Malpighiales, Euphorbiaceae. Bases 1 to 441 code for a protein of 146 amino acids.